AUGCACGAUUCUACAGCUUUGUUUGAUCCAGAAUCUAAACUACUACUAUUUGAUAUCAAAUAUUCUACAUUAUUACUUGAUUAUGGAUAUUCUACACUACUUGAUUUAGUAGAUUUAUUUGAUUCAGACUCUAAACCACCAUUACUUGAUAAAAUAAACUAUUUGCGUUAUGAAUUAGAUUCUACACUACCUGAUUCAUAUUCUACACUAGUUGAGCUACAACUUGGUGCAAUAGAUUCUAUUCUAAUAUUUGAUGACAGGCUUUGCGUUACGACAACAAAUACCAAAAAUACAAUAGAUAUUGCAAAACUUGACGAAACAGGUCCCAAAUUAUUUGAUGAGUUCGGAAUAUAUACCACUUGA
Messenger RNA from Dictyostelium purpureum, 363 nucleotides. RefSeq lists its product as uncharacterized. The coding region runs from base 1 to 363 and encodes 120 amino acids. The transcript is spliced from 2 exons. The record is from RefSeq and is a predicted model, not a curated record. NCBI's taxonomy places the organism in Eukaryota, Evosea, Eumycetozoa, Dictyosteliales, Dictyosteliaceae.